Messenger RNA from Grammomys surdaster, 4022 nucleotides. It is a transcript of the gene Gpd1l, whose product is annotated as glycerol-3-phosphate dehydrogenase 1 like. The transcript has 8 exons. Gene Ontology annotation, biological process: carbohydrate metabolic process; glycerol-3-phosphate catabolic process. Gene Ontology annotation, molecular function: glycerol-3-phosphate dehydrogenase [NAD(P)+] activity; NAD binding; protein homodimerization activity. Bases 225 to 1280 code for a protein of 351 amino acids. NCBI's taxonomy places the organism in Eukaryota, Metazoa, Chordata, Mammalia, Rodentia, Muridae. The record is from RefSeq and is a predicted model, not a curated record. Gene Ontology annotation, cellular component: glycerol-3-phosphate dehydrogenase (FAD) complex; cytosol.
CCCUAGGCGCCUAGGCGGGGUGGCAGUGGCCAUUGGCGGAUAGGAGGGCGGGGCGGGCUCGCCGGGAGCGGCUAUACUAGGCCGUUCCAGUGGAGGUGAGCAAUCGGCCUGAGAGGCACAGUGUGUGUUGCAGCGAUCCGGCUUGCAGCAGCGGUCCGGCUUGCAGCAACGAUCCGGCUUGACCCUGGGAGGAAGGCUGUGUGCAACAGCGAUCCGGCUUGGCCAUGGCAGCGGCGCCUCUGAAAGUGUGCAUCGUGGGCUCGGGAAACUGGGGCUCAGCUGUGGCAAAGAUCAUUGGAAGCAACGUGAAGAACCUGCAGAAGUUCUCCUCCACCGUCAAGAUGUGGGUCUUCGAGGAGACCGUGAAUGGGAGGAAGCUGACGGACAUCAUCAACAAUGACCAUGAGAACGUGAAAUAUCUCCCAGGACACAAGCUGCCGGAGAAUGUGGUCGCUGUCCCAAAUCUCAGUGAAGCUGUGCAGGAUGCAGACCUGCUGGUGUUUGUCAUCCCCCACCAGUUCAUUCACAAGAUCUGCGACGAGAUCACAGGCAGGGUGCCCAAGAAGGCGCUGGGGAUCACCCUCAUCAAGGGCAUAGACGAGGGCCCCGACGGGUUGAAGCUCAUCUCCGACAUCAUCCGAGAGAAGAUGGGAAUUGAUAUCAGCGUGCUGAUGGGAGCCAACAUUGCCAGUGAGGUUGCUGCGGAGAAGUUCUGUGAGACCACCAUUGGCAGCAAAGUGAUUCAGAACGGCCUUCUCUUCAAAGAGCUGCUGCAGACGCCCAACUUUAGAAUCACUGUGGUAGACGAUGCAGACACCGUGGAGCUUUGCGGUGCUCUUAAGAACAUUGUUGCAGUGGGAGCUGGCUUCUGCGAUGGCCUCCGCUGUGGGGACAACACGAAGGCGGCCGUCAUCCGCCUGGGCCUCAUGGAAAUGAUCGCUUUCGCCAAGAUCUUCUGUAAGGGCCAGGUGUCCACGGCCACCUUCUUGGAGAGCUGUGGGGUGGCUGACCUCAUCACCACCUGCUAUGGAGGGCGGAACCGCAGGGUGGCAGAGGCCUUCGCCAGGACUGGGAAGACCAUCGAAGAGCUGGAGAAGGAGCUGCUGAAUGGACAGAAGCUUCAGGGACCUCAGACGUCGGCGGAAGUGUACCGCAUCCUCAAGCAGAAGGGGCUGUUGGACAAGUUUCCCCUCUUCACUGCAGUGUAUCAGAUCUGCUAUGAAGGCAAGCCUGUCACACAGAUGCUGUCCUGCCUGCAGAGCCAUCCGGAGCACAUCUGAAGGAAAUCAUGCAGACAUAAGGAACAGCUCUGCCUUGCCCAUUGUAGGACCACCAGAAAACCAGGGUUUGGCAGUGAGAUCCUGCUGAACUGUACUCUGAUCUGAACACAUACAAAUUGUUACAGCUUUGUCUCUGUGCCAGGAGAGGCACUCUACCGGCUAACAUGUGUCGGGUAACAGCUACAGACACACACGCACAUGAGUGAGUGUGUGUGAGAGUGUGUGUGUGUCUUUGUGUGUGUGUGUGUAUAUGUGUACAAGUGUGCACUUUUCUCAUUCUGAGUGUUCCUCUGAACCCAAACCAGGUGUCUAUUUUAAUGAUCACAUUUUAAACUUCCCCUCCAGGGCAGCUUGUGAGAUUAGAACUAACUCAGCUAAAUUUUAUGGCUGUGACUGGUUUAUAUGCGAGUGAAGGGAGUCAGUGAUUUGUUUUUUCCUCUGAAACAGUCAUCCAACGUUAAAAAGGUCUGCAUAUAUGUGCGUUUAAAGACCACCACACUUUAAACAGCAUCUCAGAGCCAGCAGCACAAGCUCCUUAGAUUGUGAAUUGAUGGCUUAUAAUCAGGUGUUUUAAUUAGAUACUCCACGUACACAUUUCUUGAUACAGAUACCACAUUUCUCUCCUCUUUCCUCUUCACUCGCUGCUAGAAUGGGUUUUUAUACAGACCCAGCGAGGCAGAGGAAGGAGACAUCCCUGCAGUAGCUGGCAUUUCCUCCCGGGGACACUUUAUCAUGUUCUUUGUUAGGUGAGACUUUUCUACAGCUGGGUCUCUUCAGGCUCAUGGAGUCUUCAAGGGGGCCACUGUCACUUCUCAUGCAUGUAAGAAGCCAUAGCUGUAUUUGGUCACCCAGGGACAUGGACACAUCCCUCUAUCCCUCCAGGAUGGGACCUGCUAGGAUGUCACUGGGCCUCUCUGACCUGGCUGUUUGUAGGAAUGAUAUGUUCAGCCUUUCCUGAGGCCACAGAAGGGCUUCCUGCCUUGGAGAUCUGUGUGGCAAAGAGUUGGAAAGUCACCACUCCAAAUGAUGUCCCCAAUCUAGGGGACAUCCAGCUGAUGAUUACACUCUUAAGAAAGAUAGUUCCCAGGUCUCAAAAAUAGCCCCUGCACUUGGGAGGCAGAGGCAGGCAGAUUUCUGAGUUCGAGAGUUUGAGGCUAGCCUGGUCUACAGAGUGAGUUCCAGGACAGCCAGGGCUACACAGAGAAACCCUGUCUCGUAAAACCAAACCAAGAAAAAAAAAUAGCCCCUGUGUUUCCACAUUGCCUUCCAUGUACUUCUGAUGCUCACUACAGUUUGAGAGCCACUGCAUUAGAGAAUUUACAGCCUUUGCCGAACAAUGUUCUAUAAGAGACAAGUGCCCUCGAGUCUCCUAGAGGGGGAGGGAACCUGGAUGCUCGGAACCUGCUAAGAAGUCCCAAACAUAUUAGACUAUGAGAUUUUUUACUAGAAUAUUAACAAUUUCUAGAGAAUACUGCUAUAGGGUGAGGUGACCCUCACUCUUCAUGGGGAAUCAGGAUGACUAACUUCCUGUGAGAGUUUGUUCUAUGUAGUAGCCUGGGCUGGCCUUGAACUUGUCACCUUCUUGCUUCUGUCUCCUGAGUGGCCUGGGUUUUGCAGUUUCUGACCUUUCUGAAUCCCUGAAGAAGUUUUUAGGAGACAGGGUCAGGCACAGACAAGUCUAUGUUGACUCACUGAAACGCACACUAUCUGGAAUGAGUGCUUUGGAUGCUAGAAUUAGAACACAGAUGAUUUUAUCUUUAUUUAAAAACCGGGUGUCCGGGAUGGGGGGUGGGGAAGAGCAUACAGACGCCAUUGUCCUGUGCUUUUAGCUUAUGAGAGUUUCCACUUCCUCCCCCUCAUUCUGGGUUUGUUAGCCCCCACCCUUGUAUAACUGAAAAUGAUUGUAAAAUAAAUUUUUAUGGGAAUUUUUAAAACUAUCCAAGAAGACUUUUAGAGCAUUGUAAAGUCCCAUACCUAAAGCAUUGUAAAGUCCCAUACCUAAAGCGCACAGCAGGGUGAAGACUUCCGUUUUCAUAAUGAUGUUGUCAAUCAAUUUUUUUCUUGCCUCCUGGUCUUUUUUGUUUUUGUUUUUUUUAAACUCUGUACAUAUGUAACAAGGAGUUACUUUUUAAGAUAUCCAAAGGGCUGAGAGCUACCAUGGUGUCUACAAAGUAGCACAGUGCAGAAUUGUUAACCUUUGUGUUUUGUGUCCUUAUUUACAUUCACCCUCUCUCUGGUCUUGUGUCCCUUCCUUCCCUCAUGAAUGACCCUUACUGACUGACAUCCCCCUGAAGUCAGCUGAUGUGCUUAUCAUCAUCCACCCAUGAUGGAAACAGGUCAAUUUCUUGUUCGUGCUCUGAUGGCCCGAGGUGUUACUCUGAGUUAGCUAUUUUGUAACCUUGUAACCACCUGCUGAUUGGUGUUUCUUGUGGUGAUUGGGUCAGGGACAUCUAGAAACUUCACCUGUGAAUGUAAAACUAAGCUCUUGCAUUGAUACUUUCUCCACCGCAGUUUUGGACAAACCUCUGGAAAUCCACCCCUGGGGCUAAGCCUGCCUUCUGGUGUUUUCACAGGUGGCCUAAGGAGGGUGCUGUGUGAGAUUGCAGUGUCUAAACAGAAUUGUUUCUUCACCACGUCUGACUGGCUGCCUCAUACUUCCAUAAGUACUGUAUUUGUUUACGGACUGUAGGUGGAUGUGAAGUGUAAAGGCUUGGUUUAAUAAACACAACUCUCAAACCGGUA